Molecule: messenger RNA, 1227 nt
Organism: Cottoperca gobio
Lineage: Eukaryota; Metazoa; Chordata; Actinopteri; Perciformes; Bovichtidae
Gene: b9d2
Product: B9 domain containing 2
Exons: 1
Coding region: 537-1064 (175 amino acids)
Biological process (GO): cilium assembly
Cellular component (GO): MKS complex
Source: RefSeq, a predicted model, not a curated record
AAGAGAAACAAACAAAUUCACACUCGUGUUGAGGCUUGCAGUGAAGGUGAAUUCAGUCAUCAUCCCUGGUUGAUUGAUUUUUUAAAUGUUUUUAUCUAAUGCAGACAUUAUUUUAUAAACGAUGCCAAACAAGGAAACACGUCAACGCUUAAAUAUUCAAAACAUGAUUGCCCUCCGCGUAGCUUGUCAGGCAGACGUUUUCAAAUGUGUGCCACCGCAAAAAGUCUCCACCAGUCAUAUUGGCUUUUUUUUGGGUAUUGUGUUGAAAAACUACGAUUAACUCAGCUAUGCUUGGACUUUAAGUCUCUAAAUGCUAUUCAAUAAUGGCAGCUCUGUUUGCAUUGUGACUAGAGGCGCUGCCUGAGAAACAAUACUCAGGGUGAAAUUCAGCAUAAUAUCCCAGCAGGCUGAGUUACCAAGGAGACGAGGGCUGUGGUGCUAGUCUCUGCUAGCCGUUAAACUAGCCGUUAAACUCGGAGGGAGACUGGAGAGGACUCCCGGUGCUGCAUGUUUUUGUGUACGGGGACCUUUGUAACAUGGCAGAGCUGCACAUUAUAGGCCAGAUCGUUGGGGCCGGUGGUUUCCCGCAGAACAGCUUAUUUUGUAAAUGGGGAGUUCACACGGGAGGAGCAUGGCGUCUUCUCUCCGGGCUGAAAGAGGGUCAGACCCAGGUGGAUAUCCCCCAAACAGGAGACAUGGCGUACUGGAGUCACCCGAUUGAUGUGCACUACGCGACUAAAGGACUCCAAGGCUGGCCGAAGCUUCACCUCCAAGUGUGGCACCAGGACUCUUUCGGGCGCUGCCAGUUGUAUGGUUACGGAUACUGCCAUGUCCCCUCUAGCCCAGGACACCACCGGAUAAACUGUGCGACCUGGAGGCCGCUCGGCUCCUGGCAAGAGCAGUUCGCGCAAAUGUUUGUCGGCGGUGGACCCCAGCUCCGCAGCCCGGACCUUGUGUACAGCGGGGCGGACAGAUACAGACUGCACACCGAAGCCAUGGGUACUGUGGAGCUGGAGCUGGGCAUCAUCAUGAGACACUUUGACAAAUAUGGCGUCGAGAGUUAACACGGUGAAAUAAAAAAGGACUUAAGGAACUUGUGAUGGAUUUUAUAUUGUUCAGGCGGCAGUCUUACACGUUUUAAGUUUUGUACUUUUUAAAAUAAAUUGCGUUUGUUGUUUAGCUAUAUAAGUGAAUGUGUAAAUAAAGAAACUAUCGUCUUAACGAAGA